Molecule: messenger RNA, 934 nt
Organism: Chelmon rostratus (copperband butterflyfish)
Lineage: Eukaryota; Metazoa; Chordata; Actinopteri; Chaetodontiformes; Chaetodontidae
Product: RING-HC_RNF170 domain-containing protein
Exons: 6
Coding region: 25-801 (258 amino acids)
Molecular function (GO): metal ion binding; ubiquitin protein ligase activity
Source: RefSeq, a predicted model, not a curated record
UCAGCUGCUGUUUCUAGCUCAACUAUGCACCCCUACCACAGCUCUCAGUCCAGAGAGGACUAUCUCCCCUCUGAUGGUGCAUUGGGUCACAGUCACCUCAGGUCAUCCAGAUCUGCAGGGUGCACGCCCAAGCCGUCAGCAUCAGCGUAUAGGAGCUUCCACAUGGAAUCUACACAGUCAUGUCCAUCCACAAGCCGAGACUUUCUCUGUCCCAUCUGCCUGCAGAUGGCAAGCUUCCCAGUCCAGACCAACUGUGGCCAUUUGUUCUGUGCUCCCUGUCUGAUCGCCUACUGGAGACACGGGUCCUGGUUGGAUGCAAUCAGCUGCCCUCUCUGCAGGCAGAAGGUCAGCGUGCUGUCCAAUCUAUUUAACGAGAGUCGAUCAGAUCGUCAGUCAAAGGAGGUUCUGGGGGAAAUCACGGACUACAACAAACGUUAUUCCGGAGCCCCACGAAGGGUAACAGACUACCUGAGUGACGCGCCCCUUCUCCUGCACUUACUGGCCCGAGGCCUGGGCACCAUGGGAGGACUUGUGUGGCUGUUUUUCUUCAGGGUGGCCCUGUGCUGCGUGGGGACUGUGGUGUCCAUCUCCUCCCCUCCUCUGGAGCCUGUCUCCUCCUCGGCAGCUCCCAUGGAAACAGACCCCUCCCUCUGCGGACUGCUGGGGAUCCUGGAUGACCUGGUGGUGGUCAUCCUGCUCCUCAUCUGUGUUAUCAACAUCAACCAGCAAAUGGCACCAGAGAGAGAAGGACGCUCUGCAAACGCUACAAACUCUCAAGGAGUGAUGGGGAGCUCACUGUAGACGGAGUGACAGUACAAGCUGUUAGACAUGGACUUUGAUUGGAUUUCGUCCUUCUUGCUGUCACUAAUUGGAUUAGUCGAUGCAAGAAUAUUGACAACGGCACAGCAUGCAGCAGUAGAGACAGUAGACAGCA